This is a messenger RNA of Triticum aestivum (bread wheat), 1787 nucleotides long. RefSeq names its product probable pectinesterase/pectinesterase inhibitor 51. The coding region runs from base 138 to 1523 and encodes 461 amino acids. The record is from RefSeq and is a predicted model, not a curated record. Gene Ontology annotation, molecular function: pectinesterase activity. NCBI's taxonomy places the organism in Eukaryota, Viridiplantae, Streptophyta, Magnoliopsida, Poales, Poaceae. The transcript has 2 exons. Gene Ontology annotation, biological process: cell wall modification.
UCGAACUGGGAAAACAUGGAAUCACACGACCCCGCUUCCUUAGAAAACACAACCUAGGAGUUAUACUGAAAACAAAGACGAACGCAAUCUAGUACUCCUAGUAGUGACCAUCGGGAUCUCCCCUCUCUCUCUCCCAAAUGCCGCGGGCCCACCCCCGCCGCCGCCGCCUCCUUCCCGUCGCCGCGGCGGCGGCCGCCCUCGCGCUCCUCGCGCUGCUCGUCCUCCUGCCCACCGCGCCGCCGGGGGAACCCGCGUCCCCGGCCUCCCUCCUCCGCGCGGCCAUCGCCGCGCACCCGUCCCCCGCCUCAUACGCGCACCCGUGCGCCGACCACCUCUCCCUCUCGCUCCACCGCCUCCGCGCCGCGCUCUCCGCGCUCGAGUCCGGCGACCAGCCAGGGGCUCUCCACCUCGCCUCCGCCUCGCUCCAGUACCAGUAUGGCUGCUCCCACCUCCUGUCCCUCCCCGCCUUCCCCUCCCAUCCACUCACCUCCCGCUUCCUCAAUUCCCUCACCCAGCAGACGCUAACCGCAGACCCCAAACCCUCCUCCUUCUACUCCACAGUCCCAGCCUUUCCGGCGAGGGUCCAUUCGGCUGCCACCGUCUGCAAGUCCGAUCCGGCGUGCGGCUUCUCGAAUGUGCAAGACGCCGUCAAUGCGGCGCCGAAUUACACUGCCGGGCACUUCCUCAUCACCGUCUCUGCAGGUAUAUACAAGGAAAAUGUCGUAGUUCCGUUCGAGAAGACCAACAUUUUGCUGGUGGGUGAGGGAAUGGGGGCUACCGUGAUCACUGCCUCACGGAGCGUCGGGAUCGAAGGUCUUGGCACUUAUGACACCGCGACGGUGGCUGUCAUUGGAGAUGGCUUCCGGGCGAGGGAUAUCACAUUUGAGAAUACUGCUGGGGCAGGAGCUCACCAGGCGGUUGCGUUCCGGUCAGAUAGCGACCGGUCGGUGCUGGAGAAUGUGGAGUUCCGAGGGCAUCAGGACACCUUGUAUGCUCGCACAAUGCGGCAAUUGUAUCGCCGAUGCCAUAUUACUGGAACUGUGGAUUUUGUAUUUGGGAAUGCUGCAGCUAUGUUUGAAGAAUGUGUGAUUGAGACGGUGCCGCGGGCAGAGGGGUCCGGGAAGAGCGCGCGCAAUGUGGUGGCAGCAAAUGGGAGGAUUGAUCCAGGGCAGACCACAGGGUUUGUAUUUCAAAAUUGCACAGUGGAUGGUAGCAAAGAUUUCGUUGUGUUGUUCCAGGCAAAGCCGCAAUCAUACCGGCUCUAUUUGGGGCGUCCAUGGAAGGAGUAUGCAAGGACACUAUUUGUCAGCUGUUAUUUAGGCAAGGUUGUCAGGCCGGAGGGUUGGCUUCCUUGGCGAGGGGAUUUUGCGCUCAAGACACUGUAUUAUGGGGAGUUUGAUAGUCGAGGCCCUGGUGCGAAUCAGACAUCAAGGGUCAGGUGGAGCAGUCAUACACCAGAACAGCAUGUCACAUUCUACUCAGUAGAGAACUUUAUUCAAGGACAUGAAUGGAUUGCGUACUAAAUAUAGUAAUAGAGUCAAUGUUCAGAUUAGCGAUUCUUGGUGGAGCUUCAACAGCUAAAUGCUAAAUAUCCAACCCGUGAUUUCCCUGAAUUGCAAGCAAGUCACGCUCCCAGGAUCUGGAGUCAAAUAACUAACUGUAUUGACUUAGUACAUAACCCGAAGUGAUCUGGUUUCUGCUGUUCCUUUUUACUCACAGAAUAUCAAGGAACUUGCCUAUUGUAGUCGUGUGGUAUUCAGGUCGAUAUACAUAUGUAAAGCACAUCA